GCAUGCUGCGAAUUGCAUUGGUGAACGCCGAACAGAUUGGACACACUAAUGAACGUCUACGGCUAAGACUUAGAAAUCAAAGACCUGGGCCUCCGAAUUAAAAGAACGCAGAUUAAGCAACUGAUUGUGCUGACAGUGUCCUCCAGUGUUACGUGAACCCCAAACUAUUAGAUGUUAAUUUGCUUGCCACUGACAGACCAUCAUGCGUGUCGAUGUCAGUCUUCCUUCCUUUAUACUCCUGGUGCAUCUUGCCUCCUCAUUCCUGGAGGGAUGCUCGGGUGAGGUGGUUGUCCUCUUACAGACCCUGACAGGGUCUGUGCCCUCUGGCAACUUCUCUUACUACAAACUCAGCCGCAGUGGCAACAUCCGAUUGGUUCUGCGCACGCUCAAGGGAGAUGCCGACGUCUAUGUGUCAGCGACCACACUACACCCCACCUACGAGGACUACGACUUGAAGUCGACAACGUACGGGGACGAAAUUCUGGACAUUGGGGAGUAUCUCAGCCGACCCGUGGGAAUCGGUAUUUAUGGUCACCCACUGUACCAGAAUGACACCUCCUAUGAGUUUGAUAUUUGGUUGGAUACCAGCGAGGUGGAGGACCCGUGGAGAACUGAGACCGAGAAGACCGAGCCGUCUUUUGGGAAGCUGUAUCCGGGGGAGGAUGCCGAAAAUGAAUCGCUGCUGUGGAAGUUGUUUAUUGGCAUCCUGAAGGUGGCAGUGGACAUCAUGAUUUGAUUGGGUGGGCAACAGGUGCAUGUAGAUGCAUACCGACAGUCAAUGAAAAUGUAUAUGUACCAUAAGAUUAUUCUGAAGUUAAAGACUUCAAAAGAGUAUCAACUCUCUUUUUUUCUUCAUCAGUUGUUGUGGGGAAGGGAACGGCCAGACACAAGGCUAAUUAUUAUACUUGGCAUUUUGCCCUUCACCAAUGUAUGUUUGUAAACACUCUGUACUCAAGUGUUGUCCAACCGCUUCUUCAGACGCUAGGUAUUUUCAUUCACUUCAUGCAUCAGUGCCCACAGUGGUACUAACAGCGCGUUCCCACUUGAAUUGGGAGAAGGUGGAUCUUGAUCCAGCAUUUUGGUGUGAUCGUUAUCUUACCGCAACGAAACCGCAAGUCGCAUUCCCACUAGCACUUGAUCCACCUUUUCGGAAGGAUACGUCGAGCCCGAAAGGUCACUGAGUUCAGUAUUGCACAUGUGCUAGCUUGCUGAGCGCGUGCUCUGUGGCAGUGUGGCGUGCUGGGGCGGCAUGCGUGUGAUCCUGCGGUGUUUUGGGUGCGGAGUUGUACUGACGUGACGACCUUGAAUCAGACCGAAUGUUCAGCCUAGUACGUUGUCUCUUCAAACUUUGCUUCCGUUUUUGAUACUCUGUCACACGUUGCGGGCUCUACACAAACACGGAAUUAGUUUUUGAUGGAAAGCAAGUGAAAUUACACAAAUGAGAAAGUUUAAGAAACGGACAAAUGCGCAACGAAAAGUGUGAAAGGGCAAGGCACACAUCGCGGCACGCAUGCAUUGCGCAUGGGUGGUUACAUAUUUUGCAAGCCCGUAGUUCAGCAGUUGUUUAUUAUGUAUACUGUGCAUGUUAAAAUUUCACAUGAACUACAUGCCAAAAAACAUAUUUCUUUGUUCAUCAGACCGCAAAAUUUUCGCGCCACUCGUGCACGGACAGAUGUUGACAGGUAAAAUUGCCGGAUCAGAUCCACCUUUUGCGUUCCCAUCUGAUCGUGAUCCGCCAAUUGCAGGAUC
Acanthaster planci (crown-of-thorns starfish) is the source of this 1749-nucleotide messenger RNA. Its product is annotated as UPF0669 protein C6orf120 homolog. The record is from RefSeq and is a predicted model, not a curated record. Lineage: Eukaryota; Metazoa; Echinodermata; Asteroidea; Valvatida; Acanthasteridae.